Messenger RNA from Dunckerocampus dactyliophorus (ringed pipefish), 3064 nucleotides. It is a transcript of the gene triobpb, whose product is annotated as TRIO and F-actin binding protein b. Gene Ontology annotation, molecular function: actin filament binding. Gene Ontology annotation, cellular component: actin cytoskeleton. Lineage: Eukaryota; Metazoa; Chordata; Actinopteri; Syngnathiformes; Syngnathidae. Gene Ontology annotation, biological process: actin filament organization; positive regulation of substrate adhesion-dependent cell spreading. The record is from RefSeq and is a predicted model, not a curated record. The transcript has 12 exons. The coding region runs from base 355 to 1977 and encodes 540 amino acids.
CAAGAUGUGUUUUGUUUAAAGAUCAGACCGGAGCCGCCCAGGAAGUGGAGCACAAGACAAGAUAGAUGUGUUGCCCCAUACUUAGACACCAUUUACGUAGAAAACAUCAGUCUUUAGUGGAGACAAUUCACUUCCUGUUGCGAAUGUUGACGCUUCCCCUGAUGGGAGUGUGAAUGGCGCGGUUUUAUCUAAUGUCGCCUAACGUCAGUGUUGUACAAGAAAGUGGUAUUGACGGAUAACUUGGAGCGAAAUUGAAUAGGGAGUCUCGGCAGAGAGAGACGUGGUAUUUUUCAUGAGGUAACAGUACUUUUUGCCUUCCUUUUUUUUCUUUAAACCUAACCGGAUCCUGUUAUCAUGACGCCUGACCUCCUGAACUUCAAGAAGGGAUGGAUGUCAAAACUAGAUGAAAGUGGAGAGUGGAAGAAGCACUGGUUUGUUUUGACUGAUGCAGGACUGAAGUACUACAGAGACUCCAGUGCAGAAGAGAAAGAUGAUCUGGAUGGCGAAAUUGAUUUAAAAUCCUGCGUGAAGGUGUCCGAGUUUGAUGUGGAGAAGAACUAUGGGUUUCAGAUACAGACGAGGGAUUCCUCGUUUACGCUCUCUGCCAUGACAGCAGGAAUCAGGAGGAACUGGAUUGAAGUUUUAAAGAAGUGCAUCCGGCCGAGUAGCACCCCAGACCUCACACAGCUGCCUGAUAGCGGUAGUGACAAAGAAAACUCCCACACGCACAUUCAGCUGACUUCCCGCCGCCUGCCAUCGCAUCACGCUGAUGUUCCGUCAGAAGCUCCUCCUAACCAGCGCCGGUUUGACUAUGUUGAGCUGUCGCCCGUUCCUUCCUCCUCCAGCCUUCUGUCAGCCAAUCAGAGAGAGACAGGGGAGAGGCAGCGCAGGGAGCAGAGUCAACGGCAGGAGGAAAGGACUCGGGACGCCACGAGUAGCCAGUGGGAGGCCGUGCUGUCUCGGAAGGGCACCAGCGGAGGAGGGACUCAGAGGCUACGCAUGGAGGACGAGAUAGAGAAAAAGUGGGCAGAGUUUGAACGCAUGCCUUUGAAGGAGAACCCGACAGUGGUGUCACGGCCUUCCAGCCAGUCAGCCAAUGAGGCGCUGCAGAGGGAGGUGGCGUCACUGAGGCAGCAGCUUGAGCAACUGCAACAGGGGGGAGGAGGGGGAGGGGGGAAAGGGAUGCGGGGCGGCUGCGGCCCCGACGGCCCCUGCAGCCGCAGCCUAGCCGCUAUGGACCGCGCUCAUCGGCACGCCAUGGAGGAGCAGCAGAGGCAGCACGACCGCCAGAUGGCAGAGUUGGAAAUAGAGAAGAAAAUGCUGUUGCGGGAGGAAAUUGAGGAUACCGCACGGGUGAUGGAGGCACUGAAGAAGAAACACAAACAGGAGCUGGAGAGCGAGGCGGAAAAGGUCAAAAGACUUAGCAGCGGAGUCCUCGACCCACAGACUUUACGAGACCAGCAACAGUCAGAGAGUCAGGCCUUGCAGAGAGAGCUGGCAGGACUAUCAGAGCGCUAUUCUCAGAAGUGUCUGGAGCUAAACCGGGCUGAACAGAGCAAUGCUGAAAGAGAGCAGGAACGCGGUCAAAAGGAGACAGAGCUGGAGCAACUGAGGAAAGAGAACCAAAACUUAAAGGAGCGUUUGGCAGAGGAGAUCUGUCGUAUACGAUAUAGCAACACAGAUCUGGGUUCGAAGGACAACAGAGAUGUGACAUCCUGUGAAUUAGAGGUACUUGUCAGGGUGAAAGAAAACGAGAUUGAGUACUUGUACAAGGAGAUCAGCUGUCUACGGAAUGAACUGCAGUUCCUUAACACGGAGAAGCGUCUGGCCAGUGUGCGAUACGCAGAAGUGAAUGAGGAGCUGAGCGGGAUUAAAGGUCGGAGCGAGAGGGAGAUCCAGAAUCUAAAGGAGCACUUGAGGCUGGCCAUGGCUGCUCUGCAGGAGGGCCAGAGGCUGGGGAACAGCCUGGACCACUGAGAGUCUACUGAUGCUUCUGAGGUUCAUUUUGACUCCAUCAAAGGUUAGGACUGAUGCUCGGGAGACACACAAGUCAACACCAACCCCUGGGAUAGGUGGGAAUUGAACUGUGCACGUGUAAAUGUAUGUGUGCCUAUUUUGCAGGUGUGUCUGCUUUAAUGUGACUGAAUGGAAGAAAGAGAGAGACAGAAAAAGUAUGGUCAUACUUGUAUCUUUGGGACUGUAUGCGUGAAAGUGCCUUUUGUUUCAAUGCUCGUGCCAAUCGUCAGCAUGGACAAGCUGUAAACUGGCCUCAUUACACUGGACAACAUGUGAUACAUAAACUGAACUUUUCCUUCCUUUAUUCAUGCUUCUGGCUCUCGUCAGUGCACGCAAGUAUGUGCCUUUUUUUUUCUUUUAAAAACUGGAAUAUUUGUCAAACAUUAUUGUUGUAGUUUAAGGCAUUUUAGGUUAUUUUUGAACAGCUUUUACAACAAGUCAACCGAGAUUUUGUGUCUUUUAGCGCCUUUAGGCUGCAGAAUGACAGAGCUGAUGUCAUCUGGUAUUUGUUUUUUGAAAAAUGUGCUUUGAAAUGACGGCUUAUCAUUUCUGUUGUAUUAUUUUAACCUGGGUGGUUAGCACAGUUGCCUGACAUUCAAGCAGGUCUCUGUAGUUUUAAUUGCUUGCGUGGUUUUUCUCGGGGUACUCCGGUUACCUCCCACAGUCCAAAAACAUGCAUGUUAGCGUAACCGGAGACUCUAAAUUUGCCUAUAGGUAUUAAUGGUUGUUUGUCCAUAUGUGCCCUGUGAUUGGCGACCAGUCCAGGAUGUACCACACUUCUGGGAUAGGCUCCAGCUCACCCGUACCCAAAAAGGAUAUGCAGUUAAAAAUGAAUGAAUGUUUUUAACCAGGACUUUUUCCCCCUCAUUAUUGCUGGCAUAAUUGUGCUGUGAGCUCAACAUUUGACAGGUGUUGCAUAAAUGAGCCGAUUUGUUAUUGAUAAAGUGGUAAAAUGACUUAGCUACCUGCCUUUUGGGAAAAAAAAUAUUUAAUAUACUGUAUUUUCCUGUAUAAUGUAAUUUAUACACAUUUUUUGCUAUCAAUAAAG